Microthlaspi erraticum is the source of this 1752-nucleotide messenger RNA. The record is from the annotation of a GenBank genome assembly. Lineage: Eukaryota; Viridiplantae; Streptophyta; Magnoliopsida; Brassicales; Brassicaceae.
AUGGCUUCCAUUCGAAAACCCAGUGGUCAUGGAGCAGAAGUGGAAGCUCAGAAGCGCUCAUCUUCGAAUAGUAAUCAUACUAAGUCAGCCAAAGCCGAGCCGCUGCAGCUACACAGAUCAGUAACAAAAAAUCCGACUGCUUUAGGAGUUCCGGAGAGUAAACGCUUGCCGGAGUCGUUUAGGAAGCGAUCUGGUGAUCCAUCUGUUACUAAACCCGACUUCAGCUCCCUGUCCACCGUUCUUGAGCAUGUAGAUUCACUGACCAUUGACAGCAAGGACCAGGACAAGAAGACAUCAGGCUAUGGCAGCGUCAAAACCAGCUCUGAUGGCACGAGCAGUCUUGGCAAGACAAGUGGGAGUGCCAAGCUAAGCGGCCGCCUCGAUUUCAUGGAGAGUGGCAAGAGCAGUAUCUGCAGAGGAAGCACAAGCAGUGACGUGAGCGAUGAGAGUAGUUGCAGCAGCUUUAGUAGCACUGUCAACAAACCCCACAAGGCCAACGACUUGAGAUGGGAAGCGAUCCAGGCUGUUAGGGUUCGGGAUGGGGUUUUGGGUCUCAGCCAUUUCAGGCUUCUCAAGAGGCUGGGAUGUGGAGACAUCGGGAGUGUUUAUCUCUCUGAGCUGAGCGGGACAAAGUGUUACUUUGCUAUGAAGGUUAUGGACAAGACAUCUCUUGCGAGUCGCAAGAAGCUUCUCCGUGCUCAGACGGAAAGAGAGAUUCUCCAGUCUUUGGAUCACCCGUUUCUUCCCACCCUCUACACUCACUUUGAGACUGAGAAAUUCUCUUGCCUGGUGAUGGAGUUCUGUCCCGGAGGAGACUUGCAUACUCUCAGGCAACGCCAGCCGGGGAAGCACUUUUCCGAGCAAGCAGUAAAAUUUUACAUAGCAGAGUCAUUGCUAGCUUUGGAAUACCUGCACAUGCUGGGGAUUGUGUAUCGUGAUCUUAAGCCUGAAAACGUUCUAGUGCGAGAAGACGGACAUAUAAUGCUCUCUGAUUUUGACCUCUCGCUCCGCUGUCUUGUCAGCCCGACGCUCGUGAAAUCUGCUGCUAUAGAGUCGGAUCCAUUACGCAAAAACGUUUACUGUGUGCAGCCUGCUUGCAUUGAGCCUUCCUGCAUCCAACCGUCUUGCACCGUCCCCACCACUUGCUUCUCCCCACGUUUGUUCUCAAGCAAGUCUAAGAAGGACCGUAAACCCAAGAACGACACCGCUAAUCAAGUUAGGCCAUUGCCAGAGCUGGUAGCUGAGCCAACCGAUGCACGGUCCAUGUCAUUUGUGGGCACGCAUGAGUACUUGGCCCCUGAGAUCAUCAAAGGGGAAGGGCAUGGGAGUGCAGUGGAUUGGUGGACUUUUGGGAUAUUCCUGUACGAGCUUCUCUUUGGGAGAACGCCUUUCAAGGGCUCGGGAAACCGGCAGACACUGUUCAAUGUGGUGGGUCAGCCUCUGCGUUUCCCGGAAACUCCUGUGGUGAGUUUUGCAGCCAGAGACCUCAUCAGGGGCCUGCUCAUGAAGGAGCCGCAGCAGCGGCUAGGGUUCAAAAGAGGAGCCACUGAGGUUAAGCAGCACCCUUUCUUUGAAGGUGUGAACUGGGCUUUGAUUCGGUGUGCGACACCACCGGAAAUCCCAAAGCCGGUAGAGCUGGAGAGUGGACCUGUGAGUGUUGCAGAGGCGCCUUUGAGCCAGAAGACAGCAGCCGGUUUGGUUCUGAAUGCUCAGAAAGGGUCUGAUAACUAUUUGGAAUUUGAUUUCUUCUAG